UCUUAUGAUAAAAGGGAAAUCACUCUUAUUAACUUUCUACGAAGCAUUCACAUUUCAUAAAUUUAUUACAUUAUUACGUCAUAAGUAUAUGUAUUUAAAAGUGCAAUAUUCUUGCUAGCAGGUUGGUAUAAACUUCUUGGUUUUAAGUAAAUCUCUCUCUCUUUCGCCCACCCACCGCCGUGGUUGGAUUUCUGUUACUGCUUAGCGUGAAGUCGGCGUGUGUGAAUCAUAAGCUUCUAGACCCAUCGAUCAGUGCACAGACCUUCACUAAAUCUACCUAGUACCUUGAGUCACCAUGAGCAAAAAGAAGUCUAUGACUGAUGAGGAACGGACAGCCCUGGUUCAGAGGCUGCAGGACGACAUUGAGGACUUUGUUGCUGAGCGAUCAAAAAAGGCACAAGAAACAGGGGCAGUCGGUGACGAUGGAAAAUCAGUGGAUGAUAUUAUUCAAGAGCUUCAAAAUCACCCAGCAUUCCUGAAGGAGGUUGAUUGGUCUAAACCACUGUCCCCAGAAAUGGAGGCACUCAUGGCCAUCAAAUAUGAAUCUGAAAAUCCAAAGGCCCGAGCUGAGAGCUACCGUGAGGAGGGAAAUGAGCUUUUCAAAAAAAAAGAUUACAGAACAGCUAUUGCUAAUUACACCGAAGGAAUUAAAUCCAAAAGUCCAGACAGGCUUCAGAAUGCAGUUUUGUAUACAAACAGAGCUGCAGCCCACUAUCACCUUGGUAACUACAGGUCAGCAUUUAAUGAUUGCAUUUAUGCAAGAAAAUUUAAACCCGAUCACAUGAAAGCGAUUAUUAGAGGUGCACUCUGCAGUGACAAAAUGAAUAAACAUGCUGACACCAUUAGCUGGUGCAAAGCAGGAUUGAUGCUAGACAGUGAAAACAAGGAGCUUUUGGAGAUUAAACUGAAAGCUGAAAAGGCUAAGCGUUUACAAGAAAGAGAUGAACGCAAGCAAGCAUUCAAGGAUAGAAAAGAAGAUGAAGCCACACUGAAGCUUUUAAAUGUGAUCAAAGACCGCAAGAUACAGCUUGUGUCUUCCACAAACAGAAGAAACUGCUCAUCUUUCCCCAAAUCUGCUGACCAGCUUGGACCCCUGCAUCCUUCUGGUGCUAGUGUUCGCCUAGAUGAAAAAGGGUGUCUGCACUGGCCUGUUUUGUUGCUUUACCCUGAAUAUGCCCAGACUGACUUCAUCCAGAACUUUUGUGAGAACAGCACAUUUGAAGACCAUCUAGUGCAGAUGUUUGGUCCAGAUACAGAACCACCUCCAUGGGACAUUGAACAUGAAGGAAGUUUAUAUCCUGUAAGCAAGUACAACACUCUCCUAGAGGUGCUGCAGCAUAAAAGGUACAAAGUAUUCAGAGGAACACCUUCAUUCAUAGUUAUUCCCAUGGAUUCACAGUUCCAGCAAGAGUUCCUUCAAAAAAUAUAAGGUUGCAAAGCCUUAACAAAGUUUCUUUAUUACUACAUGUAUUGUGAAAUGUGAGUAUGCAGA
This is a messenger RNA of Pomacea canaliculata, 1492 nucleotides long. RefSeq names its product tetratricopeptide repeat protein 4-like. The transcript has 12 exons. Bases 296 to 1429 code for a protein of 377 amino acids. Gene Ontology annotation, molecular function: Hsp90 protein binding. The record is from RefSeq and is a predicted model, not a curated record. NCBI's taxonomy places the organism in Eukaryota, Metazoa, Mollusca, Gastropoda, Architaenioglossa, Ampullariidae.